Molecule: messenger RNA, 2691 nt
Organism: Trematomus bernacchii (emerald rockcod)
Lineage: Eukaryota; Metazoa; Chordata; Actinopteri; Perciformes; Nototheniidae
Gene: klhl23
Product: kelch-like family member 23
Exons: 4
Coding region: 270-1970 (566 amino acids)
Molecular function (GO): protein binding
Source: RefSeq, a predicted model, not a curated record
CGCCGUACGUGAAUGCAUCACGAGACUGGAUGGAGGUUAUAUUUAGGCUCGGGGAGAAAAAUAGCGGUGUUGGGUGAAUCCUCUGAAUGGUUGCUUGGUUUUGUCAAGGACCUGCUGGUGGAGAGAGGAGGGGGUUGGCCGCUGCACACAAAUACCAAAAUAGGAUAGGACUGCCUGCGACAGUCCUGCACGAGCUAAAUUGAGGCUCGUAUGUGUUUUUGAAGAGGAGCGUUCACACUGUCGAGUACAGGGUCAUCCAUGGAAAUAGGAUGAGAGAUACCAUGUCACUCAGGCCAGCUGAAAUAUACACACAUGACUUCUGUGAUGGUGACCAUGCAGCAGAGCUCCUUGGUGCUCUCAAGCAUUUCUACAUAAGUGGUCUGUUUACCGACGUUGCGUUACAAUGUGGCGAGUCCGGACAGGUGUUUCACUGCCACAAGGCGCUGCUGGCCGCCCGCAGCUCCUAUUUCAAAGUCAUGUUUACAGCCGACAUGAGGGAGAGGUCAAACAGCGUCAUCAAGCUCAUCGGGGUGGACUGUUUGGUCCUGGAUGCUCUGGUGAACUAUGUGUACACAGCUGAGGUGAGCAUCACUCAGAGCAACGUGCAGAGCCUGCUGGAGGCUGCAGACCUCCUGCAGUUCAUCUCUGUGAAACAAGCAUGUGAGGAGUUUCUCAUCCGCCUCCUGGAUGUGGACAACUGCCUGGGGAUGCACACUUUUGCUGAGAUGCACCUCUGUCCCGGGCUGGAAAGGGAGGCGCGCAGAGUGAUGUUGGGCAGGUUCACAGAGCUCAUUCAGCAGGACGAGUUCCUGGAGCUGGAUCAUGAGAAGAUGGGAUCAGUGUUGGCUGCUAAGAACCUCACCAUGCAGAGGGAUGAUGUGUUGAUAGAUGCUGUAGCCAAAUGGGUGACCCAUGACUUGGAUAAGCGUGUUCACUGUGCUGCAGAGUUGCUGCAUACCAUCCACCUGGACCUCGAUGAGAUUUAUUUCAAGGCUACUUUAGAGGUGCCCAGACAAUGCCUGCUCAACAGUGAAGGGAAGUUUAAGUCUAUGAUCAUUCAGGCUUUAAGGUCCAAUGGCAAAGAGAUGUCUACAACCAGAAAAAUGUCUUCCAGCAUGUAUAUCGUUGGGGGAUACUACUGGCACCCUCUUUGUGAGGUUCACAUCUGGGAUCCUAUCAGCGACACCUGGGUGCAAGGAAAAGACAUGCCUGACCAUGCAAGGGAGAGCUACAGCAUCAGUUUACUUGGAGCAAACAUCUAUGUGACUGGUGGUUACAGGACAAACACUGUUGAGGCUCUGGACACAGUUUCUGUUUAUAACUGUGACUUUGAUGAAUGGACCGAGGGUUGCCCCAUGAUCACAGCUAGAUACUACCAUUGCUCUGUGGCUUUACAUGGCUGCAUUUUUGCCAUCGGAGGCUACAGGGGAGGAGCUCCGGAGCAAGAGACGGAAUAUUAUGACCCUUUGAAAAAGAAAUGGUUCCCUUUGGCCAAAAUGAUCCAAGGUGUAGGAAAUGCCACUGCAUCAGUAUUGGGAGACAAAAUCUAUGUGACUGGAGGUCACUACGGUUACAGAGGAAACUGCACCUAUGAAAAAAUCCAAGUCUACAAGCCAGAUGUCAAUGAGUGGAGUAUCAUUACAAUAAGUCCGCAUCCAGAGUAUGGACUUUGUUCUGUGUCCCUGGACAACAAGCUGUAUCUGGUUGGUGGACAGACAACUAUCGCAGACUGCUACGACAUAGAGAGAGACGAAUGGAGAUCAAUAUCAGUGAUGAAGGAGAGGAGGAUGGAGUGUGGGGCAGUGGCAAUAAAUGGCUGUAUUUAUGUAACAGGUGGAUACUCUUACUCCAAGGGGACUUAUCUGCAGAGCAUUGAGAAAUACGACCCUGAGCUGGACUCUUGGGAAAUUGUGGGAAAUCUUCCAAGCCCUGCCAGAUCACAUGGAAGUGUUUGUGUUUACAGUGUUUAGUGUUAAACCCUCAACACAUUAUUGUGUGCCAAAUGGAUCAUGGUAAAAUGAAAAUUGUAUCACAGUCAGAAGAUAUCAGGUGCACUUUUAAACACCACAGCUUGAACUGUCCUUAGAAAGAUACAUAUUUGCCAAACUGUGAGUACAAUAACAAGUAUUUCACUUAAAACUCAGGGGUUCCACAGCUGGCAUUUUGGCUAACUCUUGGGUACUUCAGUUUUUAACGAUUGAAAGAAAUACUGAAAAAAGAAAGAAGAUGAAUGUAUGAGUAUUAUUCAAAUACAGCUCACACAAAACAACCUCAGAUUCAAUAGGAAGCUAUACAUAAUUGCUAUUUUUGUAUACAACUGUAUAAUUAUUUGAUUGAAUAUAUCACUACCGUAUCAUGGGAAUUCUGCCUGAUUUAAUAAGUGAGCUAAGUGGACAUUGAAUUAUAUAUUAUUAUAUAUACACAGUCACACUGAAAUCUGUGUUUGGCUUCAUCCUAAAUCUUUAUGUUAAAUGUUAGGGUAAAGUCUGUCUGCUUUAUGUAAAGGUUUUUUUAUUUAGAGUGCAUUGAUUGCACCUCAAUUUAUACUUCAGUAUACAGAUUAAGUAAAUGUACUUGGUUACAUUUCACCACUGCCUGUAAUAACAUUUCCCCCGAAACCUUAUGUAUCCUACAUGUUGUUGAUCUGUUUGUUUUUUUGUUUUAUUAUUGUGGAAAUAGGGAAAAUUCAAU